Messenger RNA from Penicillium odoratum, 1335 nucleotides. Its product is annotated as succinate--CoA ligase (GDP-forming) subunit beta. Gene Ontology annotation, biological process: succinyl-CoA metabolic process; tricarboxylic acid cycle. The transcript is spliced from 6 exons. The record is from RefSeq and is a predicted model, not a curated record. Gene Ontology annotation, molecular function: ATP binding; succinate-CoA ligase (ADP-forming) activity. Lineage: Eukaryota; Fungi; Ascomycota; Eurotiomycetes; Eurotiales; Aspergillaceae. Gene Ontology annotation, cellular component: succinate-CoA ligase complex; mitochondrion. The coding region runs from base 1 to 1335 and encodes 444 amino acids.
AUGUUCAAGCUUGCCCGUGGUCGUCCCGUUGCUGCCGCCCUCCGGGCUGCGACUAAGGUCUCCGCCCCUUCAAGAAUCGCUCAGCAGCAGCAGCGUAACCUGUCCAUCCACGAGUACCUCUCCGCGCGCAUCCUGAAGAAGUACGGUGUUGGUGUGCCCAAGGGUGAAGUCGCUCACACUGCUGAGGAGGCUGAGGCCGUUGCCCGUUCCAUCGGUAACGAUGACAUGGUUAUCAAGGCCCAGGUUCUUGCCGGCGGCCGUGGUAAGGGUCACUUCACCAACGGUCUCAAGGGUGGUGUUCGGGUUAUCUACUCUCCUACCGAGGCCAAGAUGUUCGCCGAGCAGAUGAUCGGCCAGAAGCUCAUCACCAAGCAGACCGGUGCCGCUGGUCGCGCCUGUAACUCUGUUUACAUCUGUGAGCGCAAGUUCGCUCGCCGUGAGUUCUACCUCGCUGUCCUCUUGGACCGUGCUACCCGUGGCCCCGUUAUCGUCGCCUCGUCGCAGGGUGGUAUGGAUAUCGAGACUGUCGCCAAGGAGAACCCCGAUGCUAUCAUCACCACCCCCAUUGACAUCCACGUCGGUGUUACCGAUGAGAUCGCCCGCACUAUCGCCACCGACCUUGGUUUCUCCGAGCAGUGCAUCGAGGAGGCCAAGACCACCAUCCAGAACCUCUACCGUGUCUUCAUGGAGACCGAUGCCACUCAACUCGAGAUCAACCCCCUCUCCGAGACCUCCGACCACCAGGUUCUGGCUAUGGACGCCAAGCUGGGCUUCGACGACAACGCCGAGUUCCGCCAGAAGGAGAUCUUCGAGUUGCGCGAUGAGAGCCAGGAGGAUGCUGAUGAGGUCAAGGCUGCUGAGCACGGCUUGAACUUCAUUAAGCUGGAUGGUGACAUUGGCUGCCUGGUCAACGGUGCCGGUCUCGCCAUGGCCACCAUGGACAUCAUCAAGCUGAACGGUGGUAGCCCCGCUAACUUCCUUGACGUCGGUGGUGGUGCUACCCCCGCUGCUAUCAAGAGCGCUUUCGAGCUGAUCACCAGCGACCCCAAGGUCUCUGCUGUCUUCGUCAACAUCUUCGGUGGUAUCGUCCGCUGUGACGCUAUCGCUCAGGGUCUGAUCAACGUUGUCAACGAGAUGAACCUGCGCACCCCCAUCAUCGCCCGUCUGCAGGGUACCAACAUGGAGCAGGCUCACAAGCUGAUCAACGAGUCUGGUCUUAAGAUCUUUUCCAUUGAGGACCUCCAGACUGCUGCCGAGAAGUCGGUUCAGUUCUCCAAGGUCGUCAAGAUGGCCCGUGAGAUCGACGUUGGUGUUGAGUUCACCCUGGGUAUCUAA